Leptosia nina is the source of this 909-nucleotide messenger RNA. The record is from the annotation of a GenBank genome assembly. NCBI's taxonomy places the organism in Eukaryota, Metazoa, Arthropoda, Insecta, Lepidoptera, Pieridae.
AUGGUAGAACACGCGCCCGACGACUGCUCUCAGUCGAGCGCUAUGCAGACUCUCACACCGCAACCGCAUAGAGAUGCGGAUGAGGAGCAACUCGCCGACGAGUACGUUCAAAACUUUGAACUGGAUCAUCUCGAAGAUCAAUUGGUUAAACGCGAGCCGCUGAGGUCGGGAUGGCACGAUCUCGCUGAAGUCCUCCCGGCCUGCGCCCGCGCCUGUCGCCAGUGGCCCGACGCAGGACCCUACCCGCAACCGCACGUCGCUAUCGCUGUCGAUCCCAGCACGCCGCCGGAGACUCCGCCGGCGCCGAUCGGACGUAGUCCAUGCCGGGCGCCGCCAGUGGAUGACGUGUUGUGGCUACCGCAUAUGAGAGAGCCGCUCGAUAUGCGCACCGUACCUUGUGGAAAUUUUGAAGAAUGGGACCGCCGGGAAUGGAGGGCCCAAGACCACCACAUCCAACAAGUCGGGCUGCGACCCGCAAGUUCUUGCUCCGCGCUGUCUCCGCGGACCGGGCCUCACCCUUCUUAUCAGCCUUCUUCUUGUGGCGACGACCUCAUUAGUGACGAUUUGCUCAUGACGUUGAGCGUUCGGGAACUGAAUAAGCGGCUUCACGGGUUUCCGCGGGAAGACGUCACGCGAUUAAAACAAAAACGUCGAACGUUAAAAAACAGAGGAUACGCUCAAAAUUGCCGCAGUAAAAGGCUUCAGCAGAGGCAGGAGUUGGAGUUGGCCAACCGUUCGCUGCAGGAUGAGUUGCAUCGGCUCCAGUUGCAGGUCGCUCGCAUGACGCACGAGCGGGAUGUGCUGAAGCAGCGGCUCUCUUUGUUGGGCUGCGAGCAUGCGGUGCCGCAGCACGCGGGCCACGCACCGCCGACGCCCCACUCUUCGCCGGAGUUCUUCUCGGAGCUGUGA